AAUGUUAUGCUUCUAUCAUAAGAUUAUUAAAAGAAGAAAUUGAAAACAAUAAUGAUAAAGAUGUUAACGAAGCAAUAGGAAUUCUGACCAAUAUGCAAAAAGGAAUAUUUGUAGUUCAUUUAUUUAUUCUUCAAAAGGUGCUUACUAUGGUUAAUAUAUUAUCAAAUCAACUUCAGUCAAAGACAGCUACACUAGGAAAUGCGGCAAAUGUAAUAAAAAGUGUUAUUAAAUCGUUCGAAGAUUUAAGAAAUCCUGUUGCGUUUUCACAAAUGUGGAAAGAAAUAUUACAAUUUUGUGAAGACCAUAAUUUAACAAUUGAAAAACCAUUUCAAAGUUGUAAAAGAAAAAGGUUACAGCCAAAAAGCCUAUCAAGUUUUGUCAUGAGUACAACUACAAGUGCUCAAUACAACACUCCUGAGGAAUUAGAGGAAAGUAAAGAAGAUUAUUUCAGAUGUCAUGCUUAUUUUCCUAUAUUGGAUUGUAUAAUUGAGAAUAUGAAUAAACGAUUCACGCCCGAAAGUUUAGAAAUGGCAACAUCUAUAGAUAACUUUUUCAAACUAGAUUUUGCACUAAGUACUUACUUCAUUGAUCAUUAUAAAGAUUUGUUAAGUAUUUCUGACUUCUGUUGAUUCGUUGAAAGCUGAAAUGAUCGUCGCUAAAAACGUUAUAAUCCAAACAUAUGG
This is a messenger RNA of Myzus persicae (green peach aphid), 683 nucleotides long. RefSeq lists its product as uncharacterized. The record is from RefSeq and is a predicted model, not a curated record. NCBI's taxonomy places the organism in Eukaryota, Metazoa, Arthropoda, Insecta, Hemiptera, Aphididae. The transcript is spliced from 4 exons. The coding region runs from base 93 to 629 and encodes 178 amino acids.